Molecule: messenger RNA, 2882 nt
Organism: Adelges cooleyi (spruce gall adelgid)
Lineage: Eukaryota; Metazoa; Arthropoda; Insecta; Hemiptera; Adelgidae
Gene: sax
Product: activin receptor type-1
Exons: 8
Coding region: 361-2154 (597 amino acids)
Biological process (GO): dorsal/ventral pattern formation; cellular response to growth factor stimulus; BMP signaling pathway
Cellular component (GO): plasma membrane; BMP receptor complex
Molecular function (GO): transforming growth factor beta receptor activity, type I; SMAD binding; ATP binding
Source: RefSeq, a predicted model, not a curated record
CCAUCGCAUCACCAAUCACACAAUAACAAUAACAAUACACAAUCUCGGCCGCCGCCGCCGCUGCAUUCUCAUCCCGUCCCGUCGCGCACAUCUCUCUUCUCGCUCACCACCGCCUACCUGCAUUUUAUUAUUCGUGCAUUCGCUCGGGUCGUCGUCGCACUCCCACCUCUCUCUUUUAUAUACACGCUUAUAUAUUUUACUGUUUGCUCGCCGCGCGUUUUCAUCGCGUCCAGUUGACCAAACCAACCGACGACAACGGCAACGACGACAUCGACAUAAACAACACGGCAGUAUUAUUAGUGUUACAUUAUUAUUAUUUAUAUUAAGCAAACAAACCGAAACCGGCGAAAUGCGAUAAAAAUGUUGGCCACCGGUACCGCGUUCCGCGUCGCGACGGUCAUGCUGCUGUUCGUCGCGACCGCGCGAUCCGACGGCGGCCCCGUCCGUCCGGUGGGCCCGGACGACCUGGGCUAUCUGGCCAUGAUGACCGCCUCGGACGAGGACGACGAAGCCAACGCGGCGGUGGACAAGCCGCAGGACAAGGACGAGGCCAACGGCGGAUCUCUGUUGUCGUUCAGCGAAGACGCCGCCGACGCGACCAAGAGGUUCAACUGUCUGUCGUGCUCGUCGCAGGAUGCGUCCAAGUACGACUGCAAAGAAGAAACGGCCUGCGUCCGCGCCAUCAAGUGUUGGAAAUCGAGGGUGCGAGAGGACGGCAUCGAACGCGUAAGCCGAGGAUGUGUGACCAACUCGAAGCAAAUACACCCUUGUAUACAGUCGGUUUCGUCGCACACGACGUACUCGGCCGAAGCCGGUAUCCGUCAAUACAUUGUAGAGUGUUGCGAGGGCGACAACUGCAACGACGGCGAUUUCCCUACCCUUCCGGCGGUCGACAUUGACAACAAGUUCAGAGAAAACAUUGUCGAUUCGGAAAGGCUGAAACUAAUGUUUGCCAUAGUGGCUCCCGUAGUUUGUGUGCUCGUCAUGGCCGUGAUCGUCGUGGCCAUUAUGCGUCGCAACCACAGAAAACGCUUGAUAUCCGCAUCGGCGGCAGCGGCCGCUUCGGCUAGAUUCGACAUGGAUCCGUUGGACAGUCACUACUACACCAUGGACCUGUUGCGCGAUCACGUUCAACCGGACGGCGGCGGCGGCGACGACGACUACAUUACCAAUGAACAUUCCAUGACGUCCGGCAGCGGUUUUGGUUUGCCGUUGCUCAUGCAACGCACGUUGGCCAAACAAAUAACGCUGUUGGACCUGAUCGGCAAGGGUCGGUACGGUGAAGUGUGGAAAGGGCUGUGGCACGGCGAACACGUGGCCGUUAAAAUAUUCCUGUCCAAAGACGAAUCGUCGUGGCGGCGAGAAACCGAAAUUUACAGCACCGUGUUGUUACGCCACGACAACAUACUCGGUUUCAUCGGUUCCGACAUGACGUCGUACAACUCCACCACUCAACUGUUACUGAUCACGCACUACCACAAGAACGGCUCAUUGUUCGAUCACCUAAACAACCCCAGUACGGCUCCGCUCACGCGCGACCAGAUGCUGAAAAUCUGUUUUACCACCGUCAACGGUAUCGUUCAUUUGCAUACGGAAAUAUUCGGCACUCAGGGUAAACCGGCCAUCGCACACAGGGAUAUCAAAAGUAAAAACGUUUUGGUGAAAAACAACGGAGCGUGCGUUGUAGCCGAUUUCGGUAUGGCCGUCACGCAUGUACAAAAGACCAACGAGAUGGUGAUGGCGGCCAAUCCGACUCGCGUUGGCACCAAACGGUACAUGCCGCCCGAAGUGCUCGACGAAUCAAUCAUCGAAUGCUUCGAGUCGUUCAGACGGGGCGACAUUUAUUCGCUGGCUCUGGUUUUGUGGGAAGUGUGCGCUCGGACCGCUUGCAACGGACUGUUAGACGACCUGGACUACAAGCCUCCUUAUCACGACCGGGUGGGCUACGACCCGGGUUUCGACGAAAUGCGCAAAGUCGUGUGCACAGAACGUAACCGUCCGUACGUGCCCAAUCGCUGGUGGUCAGACCCUAUUUUGAGCGGCAUGGCCAAAUUGAUGCGAGAGUGUUGGCACCCGAACCCCAACGCUCGACUGCCGGCGUUACGCGUGAAAAAGACUAUCGGCAAAUUAUGGUCUUCGUUGUCUGCCGUGUGAUUGUUUUUUUUUUUUGCUAGAAGUAAAUUCAAUCUAUUUUUUUAACAUGUGUAUUAAUUAUGUACAAAAUAACGCGCGUUAAAAUUAACGAUAAAAAUUACAAUAUUUACAUAUUAUUUACUACGCUUGACAACCAGUAAAAAUUUUGUGCAAAUUUUAGUCUUCGUUAACUACUUAUAUGAUAAUAUAAAAUAUGCAAUUUUUUUUUUUUUUUUUGACGCCAAGUUAAGAAGAUUUUUUUUAUUCUAAAAGUCGCGAUGAUUUCGAGCUUUAAUAACUGAUUAUAUUAAAUAAUGUUGUAUGUAUAACUCUAGAUUUUAACGUCACAAAGGUGUUCCUAUUACGAACGAUAAAAUAAUAACUCUAAAAUAAUACUAUAUUAUCGUCGUUGAUAUCGUCCAAGCGGGCCAAUCCCAUUUAAACACAUAAUAAGCUUAUUUUUUUUAUACUUAAUAUAUAUAUAUAUAAUAUCCUAAUAUUUGAAAUUAUGUUUUUUUUUUUUCAAUAGGAUUAACGUGUGACUUUGUAUUAAUAUUGACUAUAUAUAUUUUUUUUUAUUAUUAUUUUUACUAACGCGUACCUUAUUUUUUUUUUUUUUUUUUGAGACUAAGUUUCUUUUAAAUAAUUACACUAUUAAUGUGUACGUUAUGAUUCGAUAGUUAAUUUAUUUAAAGAACGACACUGAAGAGUUUUUAAAAAAGUAUUAUAAUUUUACGUAUAUAUAUAUA